AGUUAAAUAAUUUCAAAGACUGCCGGCUACAAAAAUCCAUCUCCGUACAAAACCCAAAAACAAAAUGAUGGGCGAACAUUGAUAGGUUAUAUUAAGGGUUAGUUGUUUCUUUUUCUGUCUGAUUAUUAUAAGUUUUAUUGAAUUUGGAAUUUAUUCUCUUAAAUUAUUAGAAAUAAAAAAAGUUGCGAUUUUUAUAGGAUCUUGUUCGUGGGUAUAGUCAAAUUGUUUGAGUUUCACUUUGUUUUGUCAAACCCUUGAAUUGUUUCUCAAUUUUUGUUUGUUGGCUUGAGUUGGAUUCAUGAGUUCUGAGUUGCACACCAAGUGUUUGAUAAAAGUCCUCUGAGAGUUUGUGUGUUUUUGGGGGUGUUUUUUUGCUUAGUGAAAUCAUGGGUUUUGGCUUGUAUAAAAAGGGUUCGUUGGAAAUCCUUUUUUAGUUUGGUUUAGUGUGUUUUUUUAAAGUUUAUGGGAGGGUGUGAUCAUAUGAUGGAAGUAGUGGAAGAAAGGAGCUUGAUUGAUGCUGCUAAGCUUAUUAUGACAGCAUUGGAUUCUAACAAAAAGAUAAGUAAAGAAACAAGGAAAGUUUUGGCGGAUUUAGGGACGAGGUUGAAUUCGAUGGUGAAGUUCGGUUUAAGUGAAGAUGAGAAUGAAGAAGAGGAAGAGGGAGAGCUUGAUGGUAUUAAAGAACGGAUUGGUUCGAUUCAGGAAAAGAUCAUGGCUUGGGAAGGUGAUGAUGAAGCUAUGAUUUGGGAUUGUGAUCCUGAAGAAGCUAAGGAGUAUGUAAAGACGGUGGAUGAAGCUCGUAGAUUGGCUGAAAGUUUAGAGAGUUUAAAUCUUAGUAAAGAUGACAAUGGCCUUCUGAGAAAUGUUAACAGUGUUAUUCAGACAUCUAUGGCUAGGAUAGAAGAAGAGUUUAGGCAUAUGCUUGUUAAUAAUCGGCAAACCAUAGAGCCUGAACAUUUAUCUUUUCGUUCUACUGAAGAUGAUGGUCUUGAUGAGCACUCAAUUGUUUCAUUUGGGGACGAUUCAGUAGAUGAUUCUAUUCAGAGAGAUAGUGUUAGCCGUGGAGCAGAGGUUUUCAUUAUGGAUUUGAUUAAUCCUCAAGUGAUUCCGGAUUUGAAAUGCAUUGCUAAUUUGAUGCUUGAUUCGAAUUAUGGUCGAGAAUGUUCUCAAGCAUUUAUCAGUGCACGUAAAGACGCGUUAGAUGAUUGUCUGUUCAUUCUUGAAGUUGAAAAGUUGAGUAUUGAAGAUGUUAUGAAAAUGGAAUGGGUUGCAUUAAACUCGAAAAUUAGGAGAUGGACAAAGGCGAUUAGGAUCUUUGUACGGGUCUAUCUUGCUAGUGAGAAGUUCUUGUGUGAGCAGAUUUUUGGUGAAACCGAACCCGUGAGUUCAAUAUGUUUUUUUGAGUCAUCAAAAGCUUCUAUGUUGCAGCUUUUGAACUUUGCAGAAGCUAUCGCUAUCGGGCCUCACCAGCCCGAGAAACUUCUCAGGAUUCUCGACAUGUAUGAAGUAUUGUCAGACCUUAUGCCAGAUAUCGAAGGUCUGUAUUCUGAUGAAAGUGGUUCCUACAUUAGGAUCGAGUGCCAAGACGUCUUGACGCGGGUUGGUGACUGUGUAAAAGCGACAUUUAUAGAGUUCGAGAAUGCAGUUGGGUCGAACACAUCAAAUAGUGCUUUCCCUGGAGGGGGGAACCACCAUCUCACCCGUUAUGUCAUGAACUACUUUAGAACCCUAACCGAUUACAGUGAUUCAUUAAAUGCUUGCUUGAAAGACCAAGAUCGAGUUGCAGACGAUCAAGAUUCUUCAACUUCACCCGAUGCUAGCCCUGGGAAGAACGACGAAAACAAUAACUCGUCUUCAUCACCAAUGGCCAUACAUUUCAGAUCACUAAUGUCUAUUCUUGAAUGCAACCUCGAGGAAAAAUCAAAGUUAUACAAAGACGAAGCUUUGCGACACCUUUUUAUGAUGAACAACAUCAAUUACAUGGCUGAAAAGGUGAAAAAUUCAGAGCUAAGAAACGUUCUUGGAGAUGAUUGGAUUAGAAAACGUAACUGGAAAUUCCAGCAAUACGCCAUGAGCUAUGAACGGGCCACUUGGAGCUCCAUACUGAAUUUACUUACAGAAGACGGUUUUUCUAAUUCAGGUAGUUCUGGCUCAACCUCCAGGACUCUACUCAGGGAGAGGCUGCAAGCCUUUUAUGCUGCCUUUGAAGAGAUAUACAAAAAUCAAACUGGAUGGACAGUACCGAAUACUCAACUGCGCGAAGAUGUGAAGAUCUCGAUGUCGCUCAAGGUGAUUCAAGCUUACCGAACUUUCAUUGGUAGGCACACCAAUAGUAUUAGUGAGAAGUAUAUCAAGUAUACAGCUGAUGAUCUGGAGAAUUAUAUCUUGGAUCUGUUUGAAGGAACUCCAAAAUCAUUGCACAACUCCUAUCGAAAGUAAUAUUAAUGGUUUUUGAAAGUGUUAUAUCUUUGGUUCGGGUUAGUAGACCAAACCCAUGGAAGGAAGAGGACUGUUGGGUCACGCUCUGGGAAAGAGAAAGAAGAGAGGGGGGAGGGGGUUAUGGGUUCAUUUAUCUCCUAUUACUCAUUAGUUAGCUCGAACCAAAUUCAAGAUUUGGGUCCGAGCAUACCCUUAUUUUGUAACAUAAUUAUUUAUAUAUAGAUAUCAGAAAUGUUAUGUAA
Molecule: messenger RNA, 2681 nt
Organism: Erigeron canadensis
Lineage: Eukaryota; Viridiplantae; Streptophyta; Magnoliopsida; Asterales; Asteraceae
Product: exocyst complex component EXO70E2-like
Exons: 1
Coding region: 463-2439 (658 amino acids)
Biological process (GO): exocytosis
Cellular component (GO): exocyst
Molecular function (GO): phosphatidylinositol-4,5-bisphosphate binding
Source: RefSeq, a predicted model, not a curated record